Molecule: messenger RNA, 2357 nt
Organism: Clupea harengus (Atlantic herring)
Lineage: Eukaryota; Metazoa; Chordata; Actinopteri; Clupeiformes; Clupeidae
Gene: dus2
Product: dihydrouridine synthase 2
Biological process (GO): tRNA dihydrouridine synthesis
Cellular component (GO): cytoplasm
Molecular function (GO): tRNA dihydrouridine synthase activity; tRNA binding; flavin adenine dinucleotide binding
Source: RefSeq, a predicted model, not a curated record
ACACUACACAACACUAACUUAACUGUUAUGUAAACACACUUUAAUCACGACUGUAUGUGUGGCACAUCAGCUGGAUGUGACCUAUUCAUUUUAUUCUAAGCCGUUUUCUGUCUGAAUUCCUGUUUUGCGUGUUCAUCUUUUGAAAGGAUACGAUAAGACCAUGGCUGAGACCACUGAGCUGAGCUUUCGCAAUAAAACAGCCCUUGCGCCGAUGGUUCGGUGUGGGACAUUACCGAUGAGGCUCCUCGCGCUGGACUACGGUGCCGAUAUUGUGUAUUGCGAGGAGCUAAUAGAUAUAAAAAUGGCUCAGUGCAAUCGAAUUGUUAAUGAGGAGCUGGAGACGGUGGAUUACGUCGCCCCGGAUGGCCGAGUCAUGUUCAGGACGUGCAGCCGUGAAAAGGACAGGGUUGUUUUCCAGAUGGGAACAGCAGACCCACAGAGAGCGUUGACUGUCGCCCAACUUGUGCAAGAUGAUGUUGCUGCCAUUGACGUGAAUAUGGGGUGUCCUAAGGAGUACUCUACUAAGGGUGGCAUGGGAGCUGCUCUUCUCUCUGACCCGGACAAGAUAGAGACGAUUUUGACCACACUUGUGAAUGGACUGUCCAAACCUGUUACAUGCAAAAUCAGAGUUCUUCCAUCACUGGAAGACACUGUAAGAUUGGUGAGAAGAAUAGAAAGAACUGGAGUGUCUGCCAUUGCAGUACAUGGCAGGAUGAAGGAGGAAAGAAAUCAGCAACCUGUUCACUGUGACUACAUCCAGGCAGUGGCUGAGGCCGUAUCCAUACCUGUUCUUGCUAAUGGUGGCUCUCUUGAUUUGGUGAAGACCCACUCAGAUAUCGCAAAGUUCCGUGAGGCAACCGGGGCUUGCUCAGUGAUGCUCGCCCGUGCCGCCAUGUGGAACCCCUCUAUCUUCUGCAGCCAGGGGCCAGUGUCUAUUGACGAAGUCAUGGAGGAAUACAUUAAAUAUGCGGUUCGUUAUGACAAUCAUGCUUUCAACACCAAGUACUGCCUGUGUCAGAUGCUGAGAGAGAGACUGGAGUCACCCAUGGGCAAACUGCUUCAUGCUGCGCAAACCAAUAAGGAGAUCUGUGAGGCGUAUGGUAUGAUGCAAUACUAUGACGAAAUUGAGUCAGAGCUACAACGUCGAAAAGAAGGCCUCCAGAAGAACAAUAUCAACCUAAGCCACCCUACAUUAGAGGGAGAUGUCUGGAUCAUGCCUGUUCGGUUUGAGAGGAGAGAGUACCCUCCUCAGAUAACGCCUAAGAUGUACCUGCUUGAGUGGAGUCGCCGUGAGAAACUGGGGCAGCCGGUGUAUGAGACGGUACAGCGUAGCCAGGACAGAGGCUUCCAGUCCACUGUGGCCGUGGCGGAGAAGAAGUACAGAUCCACCCUGUGGGAGAAGUCAAAGAAGUUUGCGGAACAGGCGGCCUCCGUUGUGUGUCUGCGUGUUCUGGGGGUGCCGGAGGGACGGGUGGGGGAGGACAGCUGUGGACUGGUGAAUAAGAGAAAGCGGGAGGAGGAGAACAAGAAUGGGGCGAUCCAGCCAGAGGACAGUCCACCAGCGCCAGAGUUAGACGGCAGGAAAAGACACAUCACCCUGUCACCCCAGAAAGCAGAAGAGCCUACGAAUAGAACUUGCACGCAACCUGUUGUGAAUGGCUCACACCAUAGUCAGACAGCUUCUUAGCCUCAGCCUAAUCAUAGCAUCCUCAAUAUAAUUACGGGCCUUAUUGAAUGUUUUUAAUAACAGAAUGCCUGCUGUUCGAAGGCCGGUAAAGGAAGGAAGGGCUCGAAUCCAUGCAUUAUUCUGUUCAAACUGGACCACAAAGUUUAAGUUAUGCUUUCUCAACAUUCUACUCCAUGUCUGCUGUGGGGAAGUGUUGGGAUUCAACUAUGCUGACAUGGUGUAUCUUCGGUUUCCUUCAACAUGUUUUCAGUACAAACAGCUUUUAUUUUGAAAAGAUGUUUGGUUCUUCAUUGCAUGAUAGUCAUGAAAAUAUUUAAUUGUCUUCUCAACAGUUUUUAUACACAGUAUCAUUUCUCAUCUGCUAAGAACAGACAUUCUGUAAAGCCUAGAGUUCAAAAGUGCCUCUGUCAACACCAUUCAGUUGGAGUUGAAACUAAACGGAGUUCCUUAAACCAUUACGAGUUAUGAAUGACCCGAUUGAACCUGUAGAGGGCAACAAAGGUGUAUUUGUUGAGUAAGGAAGUGUUUACCUUAUUCUUAAUUUUAAAAUGUCUUACAAGUGUUAGAGAAAUGACAUGUGUCAAUUUAAUUUCACUGUGGUUUGACUAAAGGGUUACCAAGGAAUUGGGGUUUCAAAUUGAAUUUAAUUAAAACACUUUAUUGUUUGAAA